CCUCUCUGGGUGAUGUCUCCCGUUACAUGAGAAGCUUCACCAACAUGGCCGAGGUGGACUCCUACCUGUCCUUCAAUGUCAGCUCCGCCCUCUGCCUCACCGCCAGCGUCCUGGAGGCGUUUCCACGGCGUCCGGGCCUGCGACGCACCGUGGUCAACGUGUCUUCGCUGUGCUCCGUGAAGCCGUACAGCUCCUGGGUGCUGUACUGCACCGGCAAGGCAGCUCGGGAGAUGAUGUUCAGGGUGCUGGCGGAGGAGGAGCCCGAUGUGCGGGUGCUCAAUUACGCUCCAGGACCUCUGGACACCGACAUGUACCAGUUGGCCAGAUCCAGAACAGCUGAUCCCGCCGUCAAGAAGAAUUUUUCAGAAAGGUUCACUCAGGGUCAGGUGCUCACCUGCGAUGAGUCCUGCACCAAAAUGAUGAAGGUGCUGCUGGAGGACAAAUACGUCUCUGGAUCUCACGUGGACUUCUACGACGUCUAGACCCGACAGCUUACAAGCAUUGAGCCGCUCCCAUGAUGUCAUUAUGUGCCUUAAUAUAAAGUCAGACGUUAAAGUACCAGUGUGAAGAGUUUGACCUUCAUCGUGAUGUUGUCAUCAGUGUUUCAUCUCCUCGUGUUCUCAUUAUUUAUAUCAGUGUUUAAAUCUGCUCCGCUCAGACAGAACGAACCAAACACUAGAUCCAGUGUGUUGCAAUGUGCAUCCUCACCACUAGGUGACACUAAAUCUGACGCACCAAAGCUUUAAUAGGUGAAUUUUUAAUCUAAAUGAAUAAUGUGUGGCCUUCGUUAAAUAGAUGUGAUUAAAUAAAGUUUGUUAAAUCUGUUUUCAAAACAUUCCAGAAAAAGAGUUAAUUCACUGACCCGCCACCGGAGGUGCCAUCGUUAACUUCGGUGCCUGCAACGAUAGAGAGCGUAGAUUUAGACGCUAAAGGAAGAGAACACGAAGGAGCACAUCUCCAGAUAAACAUCGGUUGGUUUCCGUGACGACCGUUCACUUCAAGUGUUCUCAGGUGGAGUCCUGCCACUCGGCGGCCAUCUUGUUUUGUGACGUGUAAUAACUGUUCUGUGUUCGAGACCCAACAACACUUUUAUAAACUUUAUUAUUUCAUAUGUUUCAGAAAUAAACCAAAAGGAGCCGAAAC
Molecule: messenger RNA, 1143 nt
Organism: Paralichthys olivaceus (Japanese flounder)
Lineage: Eukaryota; Metazoa; Chordata; Actinopteri; Pleuronectiformes; Paralichthyidae
Source: RefSeq, a predicted model, not a curated record